AGAAUUCAAAGCCUACCGAGUAGGUAGGCAUUCAUUAGAAUUCAGCGACUGGUAGCACAACCAACAUAGGUCACGCAUAAAAAGUUUAGCAAGUAAAGGCGUUACUAGCCCUUUCCGGGCAGUUUCACUUUUGACGCCGACAAAUGGCUGAUAGGGGACGAAAGGCGUUCCCAGUCUCAUCGCAUCUGUGCGAUGAGCGCUGGCAACGACACUGUAUGGAUCUUCACAAGCAGCGGCUUGCUGAUAUGAAGCACCGUAUCGAUAACACGAAGCCAGAGACGUUCGACUUGGUGCUCUCGAAGGGCAAGCGUCAAAUGCUGGACAAGGAGCGCCAGACAGAGGUCGACCGGGAGAACGCUAUUCUGCUGCAGAAAAUGGUACGCAUUAAGGAGCAGGAUACACGGGCGGUUUUCCGGCCAUGGACAGCGCGUUCAACCUUUCAAUGGAAGGUCGGGCAUUACUAUGACCCUGCAACCAACACAAAGACGCUCGACCACAUCAACCUCACCAGCAGCGUUUCGCCCCGCUCCAUCCACUACUUCGCGCUCACCCGCCCCGGCACCGCGCCGCCUGACGUCACAGCCCGCCUACGCGACAUGGAGAUCCAGGUCGACAAUACAAAGCUGCUGAGGGCCAUCACCACCAUGCGCUCACGGUACAGUGUAGAGAAGCUUGAGCGGCAGCACAACGAAGAGAGCAUCCUCGUCAACCGCAUCUCGAACUUCCGUGGACCGGAACACGCCAGGUACCACCCUCCGGGCCGCAGCACAAGCGCCACCCGCAACUCUGCCUACCUUGCUCCCCUGCCCGGCCGCUCAACCAGCACCAGCCGUCCGCUGCGGACUGCUCCCGCGCACCUGGGCU
Messenger RNA from Astrephomene gubernaculifera, 864 nucleotides. NCBI's taxonomy places the organism in Eukaryota, Viridiplantae, Chlorophyta, Chlorophyceae, Chlamydomonadales, Astrephomenaceae. The record is from the annotation of a GenBank genome assembly.